Molecule: messenger RNA, 1884 nt
Organism: Entrophospora candida
Lineage: Eukaryota; Fungi; Glomeromycota; Glomeromycetes; Entrophosporales; Entrophosporaceae
Source: the annotation of a GenBank genome assembly
AUGAAACGCAUGAGAUCUAAUUCUUCAUUUGAUGGUUAUGAUGAUUUUUAUGAUGUUUCUGAAUUAAGUUCUCGCGGAAGACCUUCUAAAAGAAUUUCAUUAUCAAAAACAAGUGACGAAGAAUAUAUUCCUAAUAAAGAUAUUAAACAGACAACUAAUAACAAUGGUAACAAUUAUUAUUAUUACAAUAAUAAGAUUAGUGGCAAUAAUAAAACAAAAGGAAGUAGAAGACCUGGUAGACCGGCAGGUCAAAAGAAACAACAAGAACUACAGCUUGGUAGAAAUAAAUCUAAUAAUAGUGCUUCAAAAAAACAAAAUUAUAAGGACAAUUAUUAUAUAAAUAGUAUCGACGAAAAUGAUGUAUUAGCAAGAGAUAGAGCAGGUCAAACUAAUUUACAUAAAGCUUGUCAGUCUGGGAAUAUGGAAAGGACGAAGGAUUUAAUAAAAAGAGGGUCAGAUAUAAAUGCUCGUGAUCAUGCAGGUUGGACUUCUCUUCAUGAAGCAUCUCUUAACGGUCAUUUGGAAAUUGUAUAUUAUCUUUUAGAAAAUGGUGCUGAUGCUAAUGCUGCAUCACUUGAUGAUUGUGAUACUCCACUUCAUGACGCGUGUGCUAAAGGUCAUUAUGAUGUUGUAUGUGCAUUAUUAGAAUAUGGUGCUGAUCCUGAUAAAGCAAAUGCAAAAGAAGAAAAACCUGAGGAUCAUUCUAGCGAGGAAAGUAUCAUUAGAUUAUUAAAAACUCCAGUAGAAUAUGUAAAAAUACCUGAAAUCAUACAUUAUAAUUCAUCACAAAGAUACUCACCUUCUUUAUAUAUAACGGGUGAAGAUUAUGAUAGCAGAAGAACGUCAUUGAUUUCGGGUAAACGUGGUAGACCUAGAAUUAAACAAGAAGAUAUCAUCAAAGAUAGUGGUUUAUCUAAAAGAUCUGAAAAUCAAAAAACUACUCGUAGAAGAGUCUCACUCCGAGAUAGUAAAAUUCGUGAAGGUGAUUUACAUAAUAAUGGUGCAAGGGCAAUUGUUUCUGCUAACGAUGUUCUUAGGAUGGAUCUUAAAAGUAGAGACUCAUCCGGACGUAGUAACCUUCAUAUUCAUGCCAAAAGAGGUAAUGCAGAAAUGGUUGCAAACAUGAUUGAGGCAGGUGCUAUGAUCAACGGAACUGACAAUCAUGGUCGUACUCCAUUACACGAAGCUGCAUCAGAGGGUCAUAACACAACAAUGGAAAUAUUACUUGCUUUUGAUGCAGAUAUAAACGUCAAAGAUAAAAAAUUAAAUACACCACUUCAUGAUGCUGCUCAUAAAGGUCAUAUCGAAGUUGUAAAAAUACUGUUACAAAACAACGCUCAACCUGAUGGUAAAAAUAUUGAUGGUAAAACACCUUUGGAUUUGGCUAGGCGCAGAAAAGACAUUGUUGAGUUGUUAUGUGAAGUUCUUGAUUUGAAUCCAAAAGACUACUUAAUUCCAACCAAAUUUGAUGAACUUGCAAUUAGUCCACCGCGAGAUUCAAUGGAAAUUCAAACACCAGAUUAUUUAAGAAUAGAAUUUGCAGAUAAAUAUAUAGGACCGUUGUACACAGUUCAAUUGGAUACCACAAGCACCGGAUAUCCACUUACCACACCUACGAUUCCUCCGACAGCAACUUUAUUUGUGGUUGAUUUACAGGUGGAAUUGUUUUUGCAAUGGAAAGUAAAUUCUUUAACAACAUCACAACCAAAUCUUACCAGAAGGCUCAUCACAACAAUAGAAAAAGAACGACUCUGGCCAUUGUUACGAUCCAUAGUAUGGGCACCACCAAAAUCUAUUCGUCCUUCUGAAAUGGGAAUAUUGGAAGAUGCUAGAAAAAUAAAAUUUUUAGAAUAUCAAAUGUAUUUUGUAAAGGUUAGUAUUUAA